Aphis gossypii (cotton aphid) is the source of this 4100-nucleotide messenger RNA. RefSeq names its product putative fatty acyl-CoA reductase CG5065. Gene Ontology annotation, molecular function: alcohol-forming very long-chain fatty acyl-CoA reductase (NADP+) activity. The transcript is spliced from 9 exons. Gene Ontology annotation, cellular component: peroxisome. The coding region runs from base 104 to 1636 and encodes 510 amino acids. The record is from RefSeq and is a predicted model, not a curated record. NCBI's taxonomy places the organism in Eukaryota, Metazoa, Arthropoda, Insecta, Hemiptera, Aphididae. Gene Ontology annotation, biological process: long-chain fatty-acyl-CoA metabolic process.
UCGGCCGUGCGCGAUUCUUUGAAUAUAUUCAGAAUUCUGUACAUGAGCCACAGUAAACCUAGCUCUGUUAAUAAAGCAUAUUCUAUUGGAUAACCUAUACUCGAUGUCGAACCUUGUGGAUUUUAAUCAGAUUGAGUCAAAAAUGGAAAAAAGUGUAAUAUCUCAGUUUUUUAAUGACCGGUCCAUAUUUGUCACUGGAAGUACGGGCCUUAUGGGAAAAGUGCUCGUCUGGAAACUGUUGUACAGCUGUCCAGGAAUAAAAAAAAUUUUCGUGUUGAUAAGAUCAAAAAGAGGCAAGUCCGCUCUUUUGCGAUACCAAGAAAUCAUUAAAGCACCGUUGUUUGAUUCUAUUAGAAAAACAAAUAAAUCACUGCUGUCCAAACUGCAAGUGGUAUGCGGUGAUGUAGGUCUAGAGGGACUUGGCAUCUCAGAGGAAAUGAAGGAAAAGUUGAUAUCGGACGUUUCGAUUGUUUUUCAUGGAGCGGCUACGUUGAACUUGGACGCAUCACUGAACGAGGCUAUAAACUUGAACACGACUGGAACGCUACGCAUGCUCGAGUUUUGCUCCAACAUGAAAAAAUUAGAGGCUUUCGUUCAUUUCUCCACGGCGUUUUGUCACGUAGACUUGGACACGUUAAACGAAGAAGUUCACAAAUCGGCUUUCGACGCACAUAACAUAAUGAGGUUACCGUCUUGGCUCGACGAAAACUCUAUCAAGAUGGUCACACCUCACUUGAUAAAUCCACAUCCCAACACUUACACGUUUUCUAAACGAUUAGCCGAAGACGUGGUCAGCGAUUUUUAUCCACAGCUUCCGGUCGUCAUAGCAAGGCCUUCAAUAGUGACACCAGCGCUCAAAGAACCUCUGCCCGGCUGGGUGGAUAAUCUGAAUGGACCCACAGGAAUAUUGGCUGCGGGAGGCAAAGGCGUGCUCCGGUCCAUACUUUGCAAUUCGGAAUAUACCGCCGAAGCCGUGCCGGUGGACUUUGCAAUAAAUGCCGUGAUCGUGAUCGCGUGGAAAACAGCAAUCACUAAACAAAAGACUACCGCCGUUCCCGUUUAUAAUUUGACCCAACACAAUCUGAAUCCAAUCACUUGGGAAACCGUUAUGACCAAAGGGAGAGAAGAGACUAUGAAAAAUCCGUUUGAGCUCAUGCUGUGGUAUCCCACAGGAUCGUUAACAUCCAACCGAUUCCUUCACACUUACAAAGUUAUAUGUUACCAUUGGAUACCGGCCUACCUGAUUGACGGGAUUUUGUUUUUGCUUGGCCAAAAACGUUUUAUGAUCAGAGUUCAGCAAAAGAUAUCGGAUGGUCUUCGUGUUCUCCAGUAUUUCACAUUGAGAAAUUGGGACUUCACCAACGACCGAUUGUUGGCGCUCCGGGAAAGUUUGUGUGACGUGGACCGAGAAGAGUUCAACAUGGAUUUCGAGAAAAUGGAUAUGGACGCAUAUUUCAGAGAUUGUAUUUUGGGUGCCCGUCAGUAUUGCCUGAAAGAAGACCCGGCGUCCAUACCCAAGGCCAGGAAAACCCUGAAAGUACUUUACGUGUUGGACUUGGUGGUGAUAUACCUGAAGUACGCUCUCGUCGCCUGGCUGCUGUACAAGAUGUACGAAGUGGUUUCGGCUGUCGUUUAAGUCACAACAAUGUUAUCACGCGGUACAUAAUUAUUAUUACUAUUUCAUAAAUUAUUAUUAUUCGAUAUCAUUCCCCGCUUUAUUAUCGUAUUCCUGUAGAUAUCCACGUAAAUGUUGUUAUUUUCCUAUUUAUUUUUGGUCAAACGAAACUAUCGACUAAUUAUAAUAUUAUUCGUCACAGACAUUAAUUUUUGUAUACUGCCUCCCAUCCGUAUACUUUAACAUCUUUAAGUAAGAACUGUACAAUUGCAGUCACAUGUCUGUUGACGUUUUCAAAACGACAGCCCCUUGACGUUUUGUGGCGUGAUGUGACGUGUACGUGCCGUAGGGGCACGAGUAUAAUAUUAUGUUGUAAUUGACACGUCUUACCAGAUUUCUGAGCGAGUCAUCGGUGGGUCACUUACAACAUAUUACAAUCAACAUUGCCCGUAAGACGUUCGACUUCCACAAAUACUUUUAAAAUGUAUUACCGCAUCGUGUUCGCAAUAAUAUUAUUAUUAUCUUUUUAACAAUCGCUACACCGACACUAUAGGAUAAUAUUAUAUUUGGGCGCUCAUAAUAGUUUAGGACGUAUAUAGUAACGUAGUUUUAGGUUAUAUUACAGCAUUAUAUCGGCUCGAUCAAUAAAUGUAAAGAUAUCUUAUCUUAGGCGCACACAAUUCUUCGCGGACAACAUAUCACUCCAAAACGAAUUAUUAUCGUUUGAAGGUAAUAACAAUAGUGUUCUGUUUUAAGUCGAACAUAUCUCAAAUGUACACAAUUUGUUAUUAAUAAUUUUAAUUUUCAAUCAAACGUAAUUAAUAAUCAUGACUAUUAUAAUAUGAUAAACAUAAUGUUUCGUCAGCUGUCUAUUGUUUCGGAAAUAACGAAAAAUUAUGAAUGGAGUAUUGAGAUGUAAUUCAGUAUUGUAUUUUAGUUGUAUAAUGUACGUUUAUACACAUAACAUAAUACUUAGGUAUAUUAUAUACUUUUACAGUUAUUUUUUUUUACCUUUUUUUACUUGAAAUAUUAUUAAAAUGAGAAAUGUUUUAGUGGUAUCAUUAUUAUUUUUGUUAUUGUUAUAGUUACUAUAUUAUUGUUUUUAUUAUUAUUAUUAUUAUCAUUAACUUUAUAUUUGCUACUAUUAUUUUGUUUAAAUGUUUUUUCCUCUUUUUGCCAAAAAUUAAGCAUUUAUCGAUAUUUUUGCAGUAGCAUUACGUUUGAACGUAAUUUACUUAGAUUGCUUUUUUAUUUUUUUGUUAAUAUCCACUCAUUUUUACCUUUCUCGAAAAUAGUAUAGACUUUCAUUUUCCCGCGCCUCGGCUGUUUCCUCCCCUCGGAAAUGACAAAAGCCUGUUUCGACUGCUUUGUAUCCCAUCCCGACCGCCAUCACCACCACCGCUACCACCGUCCGUAUCGCACACCGGUAGGAAAAUGCGCCUCUUAAAAGUAUUUAAACGUAUUGUUCGCACAGAAGAAAGCAGACAUCACAAGUGCCUUUUAUAGUACAACGUCGAGCUGCAUCUUUUGUUCGUCCGACCACUCGCUCCGGGCGAGCACUUACCAUUCUGUCAAAUGUGAUAUUAUAGGAGAAAAUUGUCGACCGAAAAGUGAAAAAAAAAAUGUUUCUCCCCCCCGUAAGAGGAUCAAUAAAACGAAAAACAAAGAAUCGUCAAAUUUUUUCAUUAAUCCGAUUCCGCGUCAUGGUGCACACGGUGGUGGCGACGCGGUAUUAUCAUCGCGAGCCACUAGAGUCUCUGGUGAUUGAUCACUGCGCAAUGUACAAAGCCACCACGGUGGUCAUAUUCGCGAUCUAUCUUUUGUUAGUUUUGUAUGCAUAUAUAUAUAUCAUGUGCACACACACACAUUUCUAAAUUUGGUAAAUCAACUCACGUCUGAAACUCGGGUUAAAGAAGAACGAUGACAGUCUAUUACAGUUAAAUACCAUAUACGUGGUCACUGUACCCCAUCUUUUACCGGAAUUGUUUCAUCGAUCUUUUAUUUGACCAUAUAUUAUUUUAUACGCUACACAUCAAGCAAAAUAUACUUGGAAGCGUACUCCAAUAAAUUGCACUUUUAUUUUUUAAAUUCAUUUUUAUAUAGUUUUAUUAUUUCACACAACGAGAACACGUUGUUAUAAUUUAUAAUGAACUAAUUGCGAUUAUUGCCGAUGUUAUAUUAUUAUAUAAAGUACUUAUACAAUUUAAUUAUAAAACUCAAUAAAAGUUCUAUAACUUGUAAACUAGUGUGACUUUUGGCUUAUGCAUAGUUUAACUGUAUUAUAUACCUAGACAUUUUAAGUUUAUAUUAAAUUAUAUUAAACCUGUGUAUGUCAAUGAAAUUAAUGUUGAUAUCUACCUACCUAAUUUUUUUAUCAUUUUUCAAAAAACAACCGCAUUAAUUAUUAUUUUAAUUUGUAAUUUUAUUUGUUAAAAAUAUUAUAUGUACCUAAUGUUGUUAUAUAAAAUAAAUGUAUUAAAACAAA